This is a messenger RNA of Ogataea angusta, 1152 nucleotides long. RefSeq lists its product as uncharacterized. The transcript has a single exon. Bases 1 to 1152 code for a protein of 383 amino acids. NCBI's taxonomy places the organism in Eukaryota, Fungi, Ascomycota, Pichiomycetes, Pichiales, Pichiaceae. The record is from RefSeq and is a predicted model, not a curated record.
AUGCCCGACUUUGUGGAUUCAGUUUUCGACGUUUCUAGCACAGUUUUCCAAACGUCGAGGAACUUGAUAUUCAAGUCUUAUGAUCAUAUAAGAAACAUCUGGAUGGAUAGUACGCCACCUCCUACGCCGGCCCAGCACUCGAUCAUUCGUACAUCCAUCAAUCAGGUCUCACGUUUAGACCUCAAAACAAUCUUUCUUGCAACUGUGCUAGGUGGAAUAGGAACUUAUCGGUGCCUACAACAUUCGAAAACCCAGCGCAGGGCACGGCUGCUCCCUAGCGGAAGACGAUUUGAAGUUGUUGUAAUCGUUGGAUCUCCCACGUCAGUAGUUGUUCAAAAGCUUGUCAACGAUCUCAAUAGGAGGGGGUAUAUCGUAUAUGUUACAGUGACCAAUGAGCUAGAGGUCAAAGCCAUCGAGAGUGAACGCGAUGCAGACAUAAAACCUCUGCUUUUGAAUUACGAUUCGGCUUUGACCAUUAGAACUAGUUUGCUGCGACUGGCAUCUAUUCUCGAGACGCCCGAGCUUAAUCAUACUGGGGAUGACUCUAGCUCUUGUUUUCUUCAUUUCAAGGGCGCCUUGAUCAUCGCUGAUUAUUUCAAAUAUCCUAAGUACUCAAAGCUUGCUGAAAUUGAGCCCCGUGAUUUCAACGCAAUGAUUCAAAACCAAUUCUUGAAAAUAAAUGCUCUUCUCCAGAAUGGAUUGAUAACAGCUCUACAGGAAAGUAACAACAGAAGAAAUGAAAUUGAGAAAUACAAUGGUGUGAACAUUUCGGAAUGCCCUUCCAAACUUAUAUUCGUUAACUUUUUCCCCAUAUCCACUAAAGAGAAAAGGCGGCUCUUUUUAAACUUCACAUUGGACAUCAACAACUUACUUUUUGAAUAUACUUAUAAGGAGAAUCUCAAAAAUUACUGUGGUAUACCAUAUAUCCUUCACAACAAGAACUCUGAUUACAUCGACAUCGCAAAACUUCAAGUUGAUUUUCAUCAGGAUGAAGAAUCUAAGCUGUUAUCCAGCGGCAUCAACAUACUAAAUAUACGCAAUAUGUUCUCUGGCAUCAGGAACAAAAAGCUUACUUCCAGAAAGUUUCAUCAUCAGGUAUUUGAUUUAUUAAAUACGAAUUAUUUGAAGAAAGUAUACACCAUUAAUGCUUAG